Messenger RNA from Malaya genurostris, 3668 nucleotides. Its product is annotated as G-protein coupled receptor dmsr-1. Bases 1148 to 2608 code for a protein of 486 amino acids. The transcript is spliced from 8 exons. NCBI's taxonomy places the organism in Eukaryota, Metazoa, Arthropoda, Insecta, Diptera, Culicidae. Gene Ontology annotation, cellular component: membrane. The record is from RefSeq and is a predicted model, not a curated record. Gene Ontology annotation, molecular function: G protein-coupled peptide receptor activity. Gene Ontology annotation, biological process: G protein-coupled receptor signaling pathway.
CCAAACGCAGUUUAGGGCCUUGUUGCCGGUUGUUGGUCCCGACAGAUCAUCAAAAACGGUACGGUCGAGUGCUCGCAGACAGUGGGUGGUUGGGUGAAUUAGCAUGAUUUUCGAACGCACCUGAUCAAAACAAGUUGCACGAAGGAUGUUUCAUUCAGUCUCACUGUGGAACUCGCAGGAAGCAGUUGAGCUGAAGGAAAUUGAAAUGGGUGUAGAUUCGGGAAAGUUGCGUUUUCUUUUCGCGAAGCGUGAUGAUUUUUUUCUAUACGGGCAAUGUUAACACAGUCGUAGUUGUUUCGAAGUGUUUACGUGUUUCCGUGCCACUUUAAUGUGCCGGAUGUAUUGCGGUUGGUUCCGAUAUUGUGCAGUGUCGUGUGCUUGAGUCUAAAAUCACUGCACGGCUGGAUGGAAAGUAUUCUUCUGUACUUAAUAACUCACCGUGUGGUAGCUUACCAAGCAAUUGGGAGCUGGACCCAAGCACGCUCUCGAGUUAAUACAUCAUCACAUUGCCGACGACAAGUGAUUUAGAAAGCAUUUUAUACAUAAUGAAUGUUGUGAAUAAAAUUACGUUUAUUGCUGGAUAACAAAGUAAUGCCAUAGAAAAAGGGCGGCGGAAUUUUUCAUUCGCCCGCUAUGUGAGUGAGUUUGUGUGGUGGGAAAAUGACAAAAAAUGUCAUUAAACACAUGGUUGAGUGAAAAGUGAAAUUGCUUGAAUAGAAGAAUAAAUACUGGGUUUCCUUGCUUACGGGGUGGAACGCGUGAGCCGCAGCCGCUGUGCGAUUCAAUUGGAUAAUCAUCGCAACAUUGGCUACCGGAUACUGGCCCGGAAGGAUCUCCUCGGGAGUUCCAUCGAAAUACUUUGAACCGUACUAUGAGUGCUUGAGUGUGAUAGUGCUGGUUUCUAGACAACGGUUAUAUUUGGAUCGCAGUGUGUAUGUUGUUUAUAUCAAUUUAAUUAUUGUUUACACAUUUUCACUUCCACGAGCUUGGCGGAUAUCAGUGGUUGUCGAACCGUUCGGAAGGAAAACGUGAUAUCCUCUGGCAGGGAUAACUAGAAAAAUGUCGACCGGAUGAAUGGAAUGAGUCCCAAACCAACGUUAUUAGAGUGGCUAGGAGAAGUGCUGGUUAGAACUACGCCAAUCGAACAAUGCUAGACGUCGAUGAACGUAUGCUAGAAUGGUUGCACCAUAUCUAUCACAACGAUAGUUCCACUUCUCUGAUCUUGAACACUACCGAGUUCCGGUAUCGCCUGAUCAAAGUUCUGGACUCCAAUAUGACCAUCGCUCUCAAUGGUUCGAGCAAGUUGUACCGACGUGCGUUUGAGUUUCAGAAUAUUUCCGAGCAUAACAUAACCUACGAAUAUGUCAAUGAUUUCCUGGAAAAGUUGUUCCAAUCCCUUAAUCGACUGAAUCGAACGACUCCUUCUAGCAUCACUGACGGUUGGGAUGAUGACGGUGGAGAGCACGAGAACUGCAGCGAAUACUGUAAAGGAACCGUACGGGAUUUGUUGAUGGACUACAAGGUUAUGCACGGCUAUAUCGCACUGGUGAUCUGCGUGUUUGGCACGAUUGCCAAUAUCCUGAAUAUCAUCGUCUUGACACGAAAAGAAAUGACCAAAAUACCCAUCAAUCGGAUCCUGAAGUGGCUUUCGGUAACCGACAUGUUUGUCAUGGUUGAAUACAUCCCCUUUGCGUUUUACAUGUACUCCAUACUACCAGAUCGCCGGGACUAUCCUUUUUCAUGGGCAGUAUAUUUAAUGUUCCACAUGCAUUUCACCCAAAUUCUUCAUACUAUUUCAAUCCUAUUGACCGUUACGCUAGCUGCUUGGAGAUACAUUGCAAUAAAAUGCUCGCACGGUUCGUUGGCUCUGUACGCCCAAACCAAUUACACUUACGCGAUUCUGUUCUGUUACAUCCUGGCACCGAUCCUGUGCAUGCCGACGUACUUUGUCUUCACGAUACGGCAGACUCGGGUGUUCGAGCAUGACACCCAUGUGAUGCUGUACCAUCUGGAUGCUGAUGAGAAUACCUCUGUUUACCGUUACAACUUUUGGAUUCACUCGGUGAUUAUAAAACUGCUACCCUGCAUGAUUCUUACUGUGAUCAGUUGUGUCCUGAUUCGGGUGCUCUGGAAGGCUAGUAAACGGAAGCAGAAGCUCAGACAAGGUGAAAACUACAACAAGAUCGGUGCCGGUGCGGAGGUGACGACAUCAAGUCACACGGCUAAUCAUAACACCGCUCCGACCAACGCUGCUACCAGUUCUACGGCAAUCAGCAACGGAAGCAGAAACCCAAAGGCGGACCGGCGAGCCGAUCGAACCACUACACUAUUGGUGGCCGUGCUGCUACUCUUCCUGUUCACCGAGUUUCCCCAGGGCAUCCUGGGGUUGCUGAGUGGUAUCCUGGAGAAAUGUUUCUUCACACGGUGCUACACACUUUUCGGCGAGGUGAUGGACCUGCUUGCACUAAUCAACGCCGCUAUCGGUUUCGUGCUGUACGGUCUGAUGUCGAAGCAGUUUCGCACUAGUUUUAAGUCGGUUUUUUGUAAAGCUCCAACCCAUAGAGUCGAAAUCACUAGGAUGACCGGUUUGACCACCACUUGUGUAUGAUAGAAACCAAAAACUGGGCUAGCUGGUGGUUAAAACAGGGAAAAUGCUUGAUUCGAUCAAUUUACAGCAUAGCUAUUGAGGGGGUGAAUUCGUUCGAUUGGGAACAAUGCAUGUUACUGAGUGCUAUGUUCUGAGCUCGACAUGCCUUCUAGUAUGAUUUUCGAACGACGGACUUUGCACUUUGAAACCGUGAAUUAGUUCCUUAUCGACCGAGUUCACCCGUAGCACUCAACUUAUUUGCACUGCUUCUGUAGUUAUAAUUUGAGUGUCAGCUCUAGGAAACGAUUAUGAUAGUUAUGAAACUAAGGGAUCUAAAAUCUUAAGCAUUACAGCUUGGGUUGGAGUAGUUCAAUAGGUAAAUUUACUGUGUAAAUAUUGUUAAAUUGCAUUAAAUAGAAAGUGCGUAGCAAAUUCAACAAAUACCAUCUGUCGACUAAUUUCGAAUUGUUGAAAACUAUUGCACACAUCUACUGCCGUUCCAAGUAUAACUGUCCCAUGUAUAGGAAAUCCCAUAAAAUAUGGGAUAAUUAUGCGUAGAACGACGGUUUACUGAUCGUAUUCGUUAGAGCCCAAACGUAAUACGGUUAGUAAAUUCGAGACAUGGACCAAUAAGUUUAUAUUUAGUAUAAAAUCGACGGUAGUAACAAAAUAGGAAUCAAUUGUUUUAAUGUUGCAUCGAAUGAUAUAUUGAUAGAUGAUAUUUAAUAAAUGUUUUAUAAUCAUUCAUUCAUUCAUUCACAAACCAGUGGUAAUCCGGAAGCGACAGAUUCUUAUAAUUAUGAGCCACAACUCUUCAGUAUGAGCACUGUUCGACACGCAACGCUAAGUCUGUGAUGAAAAAUUCUGGGACUUUUCAAGUCAAAAAAAAAAUUUAGCGAGAUUGUAAAUAUGUAUCAUAAUGCUAAACACGUAUGCCGCUAACGGAAUACAAAUAUUUAUACUAGGAAUUCUUGGUUUCAAUGUUUAUAAACAAACAAACAAAAUUUUCUAUGAGCCUAUGUCAGUGUAAAUGAUUUUUAAAAUGUUCGUUCGAAUAGUUCGUCGCGAUGUUGGCACAAUA